Messenger RNA from Meriones unguiculatus (Mongolian gerbil), 3169 nucleotides. RefSeq names its product Sp5 transcription factor (gene Sp5). The transcript is spliced from 2 exons. Lineage: Eukaryota; Metazoa; Chordata; Mammalia; Rodentia; Muridae. The coding region runs from base 1165 to 2613 and encodes 482 amino acids. Gene Ontology annotation, molecular function: DNA-binding transcription factor activity, RNA polymerase II-specific; RNA polymerase II cis-regulatory region sequence-specific DNA binding. Gene Ontology annotation, biological process: regulation of transcription by RNA polymerase II. The record is from RefSeq and is a predicted model, not a curated record.
CUUCCAGGUCACCGUUGGGAGCCUCCAGAGCGUUCUGCGGUUUGUCGAGCGGGCGGGCCUGGAGCGUGUGCGCCACCCACCGCCGCCCCGAGAGGCCGCCCAGUCCCGCCCCAGGGUCACGGCGCUGCCUGCGCCCCUGCGGGCGGGCGGGGGGGGGGGGGGGUGGGACAGGCGGGCGACCGGGUUCGGUCAGUCCCACGCCCUGCCUCCGGAGUUCGCUCUGGUCCGCGACGUGAGCGUGGGGAGCGAGUCCCGGGAAGUUUCCCUCAGCCCGGUCUCGAAGUACCUUCAGCUCGAAAGCUGAAGGCAGAUUUUUCCUAGAGAUAACAAAGACACUUUGUCACUUUGCGCGCUGUCUUGGUGCAAAUCUUUAAUUGCAAGUGGGGGUGGGGGAUCGAGUGUCCCGAGCAACCCAAGCGCGAGUCUCCAGGCGGCAAGGCCCCCUUUGAUCAGGAAAAUCCAAUUAUUUGUGUAUAUACAUUUCCCACAUAGUGAUUACUUCAUUAAUUGUCCCGCCUUUAUCUCCUCCCUUCCCAUCCCCCCUAAUAAUCAGUUCUUUUAUCCAGACCAACAAACACACCAUAGGAGCUUUGUGGAUUCAAAGGAUUUGCUUUCGCUUCUGAAAGAGCCGCUAUUCUUUGAUGAUUGGGUAGCGGCAAACUUCAAAGCCAUAAAUCUUCCCUCUGACUGGCUGGCGGCCCAGCAAAGCCCUUAUCAAAUUCUUGGAGGUGAUCCUGAAGCGCUCAGACCGCGCGCGGGGCGAGCGAGCCGGGCGCGGGCGGGGAGGGCUCGGAGGCACGCUGGGCGGCCGCUCGUCCUCGCCCGCGGGUGUCCAUGCCUCGGCGGCCGCGUCCCGCUCCACGGCCAGCGGCCUCCACGCAGUAGCCAUGGCCGCCGUGGCGGUCCUCCGGAACGACUCUCUGCAGGCCUUCCUCCAGGUCAGGCAGGGCCAGAGCGGAGCGGGCGGGAGCAGGUGGAAACGGCGUGGGGUGUUGGGAGGGGGUCUGCGCGGGCACUCUGAGCACCCCAAAAUCUCCAAAAGGGACGCUCCAGCUUGAGUAUGCAACUGGAGAAGGACCUGGGGCGCCCACGCCAACUUGACACCUAACCUGUGUGUGUGUGUGUGUGUGUGUGUGUGUGUGUGUGUGUGGCCUUUGGGGAGGAAUGCACGGAUUUGGGGGUAGGUGGAUGUCAGGGAGGCAGAAAACCCAGUUCACCUUGCUGGGCCCUCCUGCUGAGGUUAGCCUAGGCCAGGACGCACCAAGGAGGAACGCGGUGGCCACUAGGAAAAGAGCUUGUGAAAUGCUAGCGCGGACAACCACACAGCCCGGCUGUGGGUGUUUCUGGGCCCUUCCUGACCGGUCCCGUGUCUCUGCCUCCUCCUUCGCGCCUCCCUCGAAGGCUGGAUGGCAUCUCUUUGAACCAAAUAGUUUAGCGGGGAGCCACCGCGCACCGGGGGUUCAGGACCGCACCCCCUGCGCCUCCCCGGACCUGGGCAAGCACUCGCCCCUGGCGCUGCUGGCCGCCACCUGUAGCCGGAUCGGCCAGCCCGGCGCGGCGGCGGCGGCCCCCGACUUCCUGCAGGUGCCCUACGACCCCGCGCUGGGCUCACCCUCCAGGCUCUUCCACCCGUGGACCGCCGACAUGCCCGCGCACUCGCCAGGCCCCCUGCCGCCCCCGCACCCCAGCCUGGGGCUGACGCCGCAGAAGACGCACCUGCAGCCGUCCUUUGGGGCGGCCCACGAGCUCCCGCUCACGCCCCCCGCGGACCCGUCCUACCCCUACGAGUUCUCGCCCGUCAAGAUGCUGCCCUCCAGCAUGGCGACCCUGCCCGCCAGCUGCGCGCCCGCCUACGUGCCCUACGCCGCGCAGGCCGCGCUGCCCCCGGGCUACUCCAACCUGCUGCCCCCGCCGCCGCCUCCGCCGCCGCCCCCCACCUGCCGACAGCUGUCCCCCGCCCCGGCCCCCGAUGACCUCCCCUGGUGGAGCAUCCCGCAGUCGGGCACGGGGCCCGGGGGCUCCGGGGUGGCAGGGACCAGCCUAUCCAGCGCCUGCGCCGGGGCCCCCCACGCCCCCCGCUUCCCAGCCUCUGCCGCCGCCGCCGCCGCGGCCGCUGCCGCCCUGCAACGGGGCCUGGUGUUGGGCCCGUCGGACUUCGCCCAGUACCAGAGCCAGAUCGCCGCGCUGCUGCAGACCAAGGCCCCCCUGGCGGCCACGGCCAGGAGGUGCCGCCGCUGCCGCUGCCCCAACUGCCAGGCGGCUGGCGGCGCCCCCGAGGCGGAGCCGGGCAAGAAGAAGCAACACGUGUGCCACGUGCCGGGCUGCGGCAAGGUCUACGGCAAGACGUCGCACCUGAAGGCGCACCUGCGCUGGCACACGGGCGAGCGGCCGUUCGUGUGCAGCUGGCUCUUCUGCGGCAAGAGCUUCACGCGCUCCGACGAGCUGCAGCGGCACCUGCGGACUCACACCGGCGAGAAGCGCUUCGCCUGCCCCGAGUGCGGCAAGCGCUUCAUGCGCAGCGACCACCUCGCCAAGCACGUGAAGACGCACCAAAACAAGAAGCUCAAGGUCGCCGAGGCCGGGGUGAAGCGGGAGAACCCGCGGGACCUCUGAGCGCGCAGCCCGGGGUCUCAGCACCUUCGCUGGCAGGCCCGGGAACUUGGCCGUCGAGGCGGCUGGCAGGGAGGAAACUUUAAAAAGGAACUUUUGAUCGUCCUCCUCCCGAGGGGAGGCCCUGCAGCAGGGCUCUAGAGCCAAGGGCUGUGCCGGGCUGGGACCUGGCUUACCCCAGGACGGUUCCAGAGUCUGAGCCAUCAGCCAUCGCCUGUCUGGGAGAGCUACGGUCCGGAUUCUGCCCCCGGGGCUGUCCUCGCUUGUAGGAGUCGCUGCUGCAGGAAAACGGAAGGACUUCGGGAGAUUUAAAACAGGGCUUGAGUUUUCCCCCCGCUAGGUCCGGUUCGGACUCUGUACAGGUUAUUUAAUAAUAGCUUUGUUAAAGAGUAAUAUUAUAAUUAUAACAUUAAUAAAUGUUUCUGUUGUUCCCAGCUCCACACAGAGCUACAGCAUGGUAUGUUUCUGUAAAGCGAUCAGCAGUUGCAGCGUGAAAAUAAACACGGUCAUUCCAGGGCCUCCUGGGGAAGACCCCCCGCAGAGCUGGUCUCUGAUCUUU